Ctenopharyngodon idella (grass carp) is the source of this 1811-nucleotide messenger RNA. RefSeq names its product volume-regulated anion channel subunit LRRC8D. The annotation marks the transcript as partial. The record is from RefSeq and is a predicted model, not a curated record. NCBI's taxonomy places the organism in Eukaryota, Metazoa, Chordata, Actinopteri, Cypriniformes, Xenocyprididae. Gene Ontology annotation, molecular function: protein binding. The transcript has 2 exons.
AUAUGCCUAAUCCUCAGGUCUUUGAGGCAGUACUCCUUCCAGAGUCUACGUGAGAAAGGAUCCAUGCUUGACGCACCUGACCUUCAUAAUGACCUGGCCUUCCUCUUGCACAUGGCAGACCAGUACGACCCUCUGCUGGCCCAGCGCCUGUCUGUCUUUCUGUCGCCUGUCAGUGAGACUCGACUGCUGGAGGAAAGUCUGGAGCGGCGCUGGGGAGCUGAGCGCUUGAGAUCAAUGACCACGUGUGACCAGCAGGGCCGCUUUCUGCUGCAGCUCGUGGCUCUUCCUCACCUGCCACCGGCCCUGUUCACCCUCAGCCAGUUAGAGGUGUUGAAGCUGGAACUGAUUGGAGAUGCCAAACUCACAGCACAAAUAUCUAACAUGACCGCACUCAGGGAGAUGCACCUUUACCACUGCACUGCAUCAGUGGAGCCUGGAGCGCUGCAGCACCUUCAAGAACAUCUGGAGACUUUGCAUCUCACCUUCACUCAAGCUACCGAGAUCCCGGUCUGGGUUUAUUCCCUCCGCGGCCUUCAAGAGCUGCACCUGACCGGGAGGUUGAGCAGCGAGGGCGGGAUGGGGCGCGGCUGGGCCCUCGGCAGCCUCCGACAGCUACGUCACCUCCGUGUCUUGGUGCUGCGUGGAACGCUGCAGAAAGUCCCGGGGGAGCUGAGCGAAUUAGCGGGGAGUCUGCUAAAACUGGAGAUACACAAUGAGGGCACCAGGUUGUUGGUACUUACGGGACUGAGGCGCUUGACCGGACUGGCAGAGGUGCAGCUGCAAGGAUGCCAGUUGGAGAGGUUGCCAUCAGCUCUGCUGGCGCUUACAGGCCUACGCAGUUUAGACCUGCAACACAACAGUCUGCGUACUCUAGAGGAACUGUUGGGAUUGCAGCAUCUGCGCCGUCUGUCCUGUCUACGACUUGCAUGUAAUCACGUGUUGGCUCUGCCAGCCAGUGUAGGAGUGCUGCGCUCACUGGAGCUCUUGGAUUUGGCACACAACCAGCUGCAAAACCUACCGUCGGCUCUCUUCACGCUGCGCAAACUGAGACGCCUCCUCCUGGCCGGAAACCUUCUGGAAGAACUGCCGGCCGAGGUCGGAGCCCUGGUGCUCCUUAGCGAACUGGAUCUAAGCGCCAACAGGCUGGAACGCCUUCCCAAAGAGCUGUUUGGAAGUUGCGUAGAACUUCGCUGCUUGAAUGUCGCAAAUAACUCGCUGGGCUCUUUGCCGGCUGGUCUGGGCAGCCUGACUCAGCUGUCUCGUCUGGAUGUGCGGGGAAACAGUUUGGAGGAGCUGCCCGUUGAGCUGGGCUGCUGUUUUGGGCUCCGUGGAGGCGGUUUGCUGGCGGAAAACUGGCUGAUGCACACCCUACCUCGGCAGGUCAGGGACAUCCUGCAGCAGCCCAGCUCUUCAGAACCUCCAUCACGACCCAAUUCGGACUGCUUUCCUAACUUUUCAACUGCACAGUGGAGCUUCCACUCCGCACUGGAAUCUCGGAUAUAAAACAUCAGCUUCAAAGUGAACCUACAGACUCUGGGGCCUGUUAUUUUAUAAACAAUAUUUAACUACCCAUGUGAAAAAAAGAAGUACACUUUAGAAGUACUCCUUUACUUAAGGAAAUAAUUUACUUUAAAAGAAUAUACAUGAGUGUGAAAUGAAUGUGCACUUAGAAGAAAAGGAACCUAUAUGGAACCUUGAAGGAUUCUGUCAGGCGCAUCUGCCGCAUCAUAUUUGGAACCAUUUAUGGGGUCCUAUCAUAGGAUCAUUUUAUGGAUUAAUUUUUAUUUUAUUCAUUCAAUUUUUAAUUUUAA